Drosophila takahashii is the source of this 1448-nucleotide messenger RNA. RefSeq names its product tropomyosin. NCBI's taxonomy places the organism in Eukaryota, Metazoa, Arthropoda, Insecta, Diptera, Drosophilidae. The record is from RefSeq and is a predicted model, not a curated record.
AAUAAAUGCAUCAAACUAGUUUAAGGGUCUUUUAAAGUCGUAAAUCUUUUUCUUAAAGUAUACCGACCAGAAAAACCUUGAGAACAAGUCGGGUGUGCGUGCAAAUCGCCAGUUAACCCCCGACGACCUUGGCCGAUUCCGGGUAUUUGUUGCGAAAAAACCAAGAAAGCGAAAGAUUUAAUUUUUGGUAUACUGAGGAGGCAUUGAUUAAAACUUCAUGUUAUUCGAGCCCUUUCUUUUUGAACUACCAAAAUAUUCCGUAGGUAAUGUAAAGUCAAUUUUUUAGUUUUUUUUUUAACGCUUUUAAACGAAAGCAAAGCGAGAAAAUUUAAGUUUUUUACACUUUAACAUACUGUUGUAUUAUAUGGACGGUCAGGAAAAUGCUAAUUAUGAUUUCCGCUGCGAAAAGAGCUCCUGGCAAGAAACGGAUAACUCAGAGAAGGGUCAGCUGGUAAUAUCGAAUCCAGAACUCUGGACCCAGAGGAAAUCAGAUGCCAGCAUGAAGGUCUUCACCACGGUGAUGCUGCACACGUGGCGUCAAAGGCGAAAGGAGGUUCGUGAACUGCAGGAGGUAGUGCAGCGCCUUCAAUGCAGUUACAUGAAGUCCAAGAACGAACUCCAUGUUUUUGGCACAUUGAUGCGAGUAGAGCAAAAAAGGAACAGGGAACUGCAAAUGCAACUGAAGCAAUCCUCGAUGAGUAUCGACCAGGUGCGAUCCUCUUGCGAAUCUCUCGCCUCCUCAGUCCAAAACCUCACAGCCGAGAAGAUUCAAUUGCAAACUGAUCUGGAGCAACGGUCACAGGAGUACGAUGAGCUGGAGGAGAUGUCUAGCCAGACCAAGAAGUUGCUCUUCACUGCCCACAUGGAUCAAUCCAACCUGCAAAGGCAAUUGACAGAAGAGCAGCGCACCAGACAACACCUGCAGCACAAAAAUGACCAGCUCAUCAAGGAAGUUGUCCUGGCGGAGAGCAGGGAGGCCAAGUACAGUCAGGUGAGGGACUGGUACCAUCGCAACCUGACCCAGAAGGAGGAAAGAAUUCGGAUUCUGCGGAACGACAUUGCAUCGCUGGAGGAGAGUUUGCUAGCCGUCAGAGAGCAAGCUGGUGAACUCGAACAACUGCGUGAACAAAUCACUGAACUGCGCCAGGAGCUAAACCAAUCGCGCACCAGUUUCUUUAGCGUCCUAAGGGAAUCCAGUAGCCGCCUAAAUCUCAGACGCCUUCAUAACCAUAUGCUUGCCCCCAUCCAAGGAAGCCAAAUGUGGACCAAGUUUCGCAGAUAUUCCACUAAUGUGAUGUAUUUGUUCUGCUUGUACCUGCUGCCCGGAAUGCCAUUGGCCCAUCACCACCCAAAAUAGUUGACCGGGAGUAAACCAAAUUAAAUUAACAUUAGAAAUAAAUAGUUCAUACAUUUCUCCUAUGAAUAUUUUAACGAUUACAUCAUUUUUG